AUGAAAAUAAAAGGAAAUUUGUGAGCACAAUAAAAUUAAUUUCAAUUAUAUGUGUUUAAUUUGUUGAUAAAAACUGUUUCUUUAUAUAAUUUCUACGCAUGUAACAAAAAUCAUAUAGUAAAGUGAAUAUGGGGAUUCGAAUGAAUUUAAUAUAAAAUAAAUAAAUUUAAGGGAUGAUGUCAGCGUCCAAUGAAUAAACCACAUUGGAGAAUUGAAAAGAAUUAACUACUAAAACGAUGAGUAGCAACAAAUCAAUGCAUCUGGGUGAUGCUGCUGAAGUCGACAAUGGCGGAACGAGCGCGAAUGAAGAAGAAUACAGUAAGGCGUCAUUUCGUUGCCGAAAAAUGUCCGAUACAUCUGAAAAGUCAGUCAAAAGUGAGGUGAAAUGGUCUGCUCUGGCCUACGAUUCUGGGAAUUAUUCCAACAGUUCCAAUGAAAGCGAAGUUACCUGUCCACUUGAAAUGGAGCUACAUAAUCAUUGUCAACAUGUUCAUUCUCUCUUAAGAGAACGAGAUCAUGCAUUGCUUAUUGCCAUGCAAGAUGUACGCAAACUACGGAGCGAGCUUGAGCGGCUCAACAAGUCAGAAGAAUGGUAUAAAAAAGAGUUAAGAGCACAAAAAAUUACCCGUUUAGAAGCACUAGAACGACUUUAUGCUCAAGAACGUAAAUAUAUGCAGGAAAAUCAGCGUUUACAGCGUGAAUGCGUGCGUCUCUAUGACAAAUGCGGAGAUUUGGAGAAGGAACUUCAACUGAAAAGAAAUAAAGGUCUACAAAAAUUAGUGGAAGAAGAAACUAAACAAAGCAUUACAGGCGAUGCUGAUGUGGAGAAUAAUAAUUUUGAAAUGGAGCAGCAACGUACAUUGAUCGGGGAUCAAGAAAAACUUAUCAAGGUUCUGCGAAAACAAAAACAUGGCCUGCUGGAAGAUUUAAGAAGACUUAAUGAAGAGAGAGAUACCAAAGUGUUAGAGCUGCAGGAAAUACUUGCUGGUGUGGAGGUAGAAAAUACCCAUAUGACAGCGCAGUGUAAGCGUUUAUUAACCGAAAGGCAAGCACUUGAAGAAACACUGCAUUUAAAAGAUGCGACCUUAAGUGCAGAAAAUGCCGAAAAGCUAAGGAUGGCUGAAUUAAUAGAAGAGCUGAAAGAGCAGUCCAAUUCACAAAGAGAAGCUUUAGCACACAAAGAACGUGAAAUUCAAGAGCUCCGAAAGGAUUUCGCCCAAAAUAUGCAAAAGGAAACAAAUAUGGAUGAAGUUCACCGCAUAAGUGUCUCGUAUCAUCACGAGAUUCAUGCCAAAACUGCUGAGAUUAUCACACUCAAAAAGUCCUUGCAGGCACUCCAGAUAGAAUUAGAUAAUUUAACCGACUUACAGGCACAAAAUGAAGAGCAUUUGCGUCAAAUAGAGCAACUGAACUUUUAUUUAGAAGCCCAAAAAUGUGAGUUGACACAUUUAAAGGAAACCGAUGAAGAGAAAACGCAACAAAUAAGCGAAUUACAGCAUAAUCUGGAAAAAAUGCGUGCGGAACACGAAGUCACACUCGAAAAAAUUAAUAUUGAGCAAGUUACUUUGAAAAACGUGAAGAGCGAAUUAAUUGCUUUGCAUGAACAAUAUGCCAGCAUGUGUGCGGUUUGUGAGCGUACGCGUUUUGAGCUGGAGUUGCUUGAGAUCGAAAGUAGCAAGAUGAAAUUUCAAGCAGAUAUCGACAAACGCGAGAUCGAGCUGUUAAGAGAGAAACUAAAAGGCUACCUGAAACAAACCGAAGAUUUGGGUACAAAAAUAAAUGAGCUCGAGGCCAAAUUAGAAUGUUCAAAUGCACAAAAUGGGGAAUUGGUGGAAAAAUUAAAGGCGUAUGAAGAUCAUACUCCGCGGGAAAGGAAAUUGUAUAAAGAAAAUGAGUCAGAUGUAAAGAUAGCUCCGAAAAUUAAUUAUAAAAAUUAUGUUUUGGACGAAAAGAAAACUUUAAGCAAAAGUUUGAACCAAGACAAACAAAAGCUUGAAUCCAACGAAAAAAUACAUGCUAAUUUCAGAACGGAAACCGGGCAUAACGGGGAUGAUAGUGGCUUCUUGGAUACCAGUAUCGAGUGCUUAGAUUGGACUGAAACUGUUUUAGAGAAGAAAAGAGGAUCAGAUUGCUUCGAUCUCGCUGCUGCCCAUAACGUGCUCCUACAACAAUUGAGCUCACAAAAGACCAUUUUAAAUGAGAGGAAGGCAAUAAUUGCUGAGCUGGGAAAACAUAUUUGUAAUGGAUCAAGAUCAACAACAAAUAGAGAUUCAGAUAUAUUGGCCUGUGAUGAGGAUAAGUUGCCAUCCGACGAACUUUUGCAACGCCAACAGCAGCUAGUAAAGUAUUUGAGCAACCAGAGUCUUUUGACUCUGGAAAAAAGACAACUUUUGGAAGCGUUUGAAACUCUUAUCAAUGCUACACCAAUGACAGGGGAAGGAACAUCUGUUGGUAUUGAAGACAUUUUAAAAAUGAAAAACCAAUUAAAAGAAAAACAAAAAUUAAAAAUAAAGGAAGAAGCGGUAAAAGAUCCAAUCGGAAGCGAAAAUUUAACAGAAGACAAAGCUGGAGAAAACAAUGAAGACAAAAAAAUGUUGGUUAAUUUUAAGAAUCAGGGAGAACAGCUACAGAGCGAUGAGAACGGUGAAAGACAUUUAAGAGAGAAAAGUGACCAAACGCAGCUUCAUACGGCACAAUUUCAGCACUAUGAGUUCACGAUACAGCGACUACAGGUGGAGAAUCAGCGAUUGAUAAAAGAAAUACAAACUUUACAGGAAGCCAAAAGCUCCCUGGAAAGCACGCUAGACACGCACAAGCAGUUGGUGGCCGGAUUGCAGCUGAAAGUAACGGCUCUCGAAGUGAACAAAAGCGUUGGAGAAAGUAUAAAUGCCAUUCCCCUACCCAAGGAGCAGGAAUUGCUUACCUUGCGGGCCAAAGUUAAGCAGCUUGAAACGAGUCUGGCGUCAGCUAUGCAAGAAGACAGGGAAGGGCGCAAUGAUAGAGUGCGCCUCAUACAGCAGUUGAUCGAGCAACAGAAUUCCAAAGUGAAACAGCUAACACAAUCACAAGAGGAGUGGGAAGAGCUCUUAGAAGCGCUAAAAAUCGCCCAAAAAUUGGAAGAAAAUACGCGAACCGAAUUGCUUUCGAAACACACUGAGCUAGAAGAGUUGAACGCGCUCUUCGCAGAGCAGAACGAAGAGCUGCGGCGAUUGCAGGAGAUGAUGCUGCAGAGUGAGGCCAAUGAUAAAAAUGAGGAAGACGAUGAAAUGCGUAGGUCGCAUGAAAAAGAAGUUGAGCAAUUGCAAGCCAAAUUAAGUGCUCAGUUGGUUGUUAGCGAAGCAAGGCAGCACGAAAUUGAAGAAUUAAGGAGUAAGAAUGAACGGCUUGAGCGACAUCUUAACGAAGAUUAUGCCGAAGAAAUAGCGGAUAAACAAAAGCAGCUGCGGACUUUGCAAACAAAAGUCGAAAAUUUACAGGCUGAGAAAAAAGGAUAUGCAGAGCGGCUGGCGGGAAUGGAGUGUGAAAUGCAGCUGCUAAAGAAGAACAAACGUGACGCAUUGGUGUUACCACCUGAGUUUGUGGUACUACCCGCAAACACAAUCAGCACAACCUCCACUGAAGCUUCUUCAUCGUCAUGUGAUGGUAAUGGAAGCCCAAACGCCAGUGAUUCGGAUAAUAAUGAUCGCAUGAGAAUACUUUCGAAAGUACUUGAAGCGGAGUAUAGACGCAAGAUGAAACGUUAUGACUUGCAUAUACACACACUGCUAGCAAAUGUAAAGAAAUUGAAAAAGACUUUACGCGCAGCAGAGCAACGUGCCGCAAAUUUGACUUUGGAGCACAGCCGCACAAAGGAUGAGCUGCACGACCUGCAGUUGACCAAGCGACAGUUGGAGGAGAUGCGCUUGAAGUGUGAGCACAACCAAGGCACAAUAAAGGCGCUCGAGCGCGCUCUAGAAAUAGAGCGCAAAAAGUACGAGUCCUCCGAUUUGGGCAAAGCGGCAUCCUAUACGCGCGACUCGGCAGCUGAAACGCUAAGUGCCGAUGAGCCAGUGCAUGAAGUGGCCAAUUUGAUUGAUGACUACAAAAAGUUAAUCCAGCAAUCGGCACUAGUUACACGACGCCCUAAGACCAGCGCUAUUCUCGAACUUAUACAACGCAGCAAUCAAUGUGUGCCAAAUUUACAUAAGCUGGAAACGACAGUCGAUGGCCUGCGCAACGAUUUGGAUCAUUUUAUCAGCGCGCAUACGACGAGCAUGCGUCAGCAAGCUGCAAAUGCGAAUAAAUUCGACGGACUAUCGCUGAUGGAUGAGUUGCGGGCAGCAGCUGAGAGCUACUAAGAAACUUAAGUAAUUCUUAUUAAAUACGAGUAUUUAGCAUUAGUAGUAGCAGCUCUGCGGAGAGCGUUCACAAUAUUUCCUACUUUCAUUUGCUGUGCAUAAAAUGCAAAAAAACAUUGCCAAAUUAGUUCAACUAUUUCUAUUUAUUAUUAUGUACAUUUACAUACAU
This is a messenger RNA of Ceratitis capitata (Mediterranean fruit fly), 4506 nucleotides long. RefSeq names its product myosin-11. The record is from RefSeq and is a predicted model, not a curated record. The transcript is spliced from 5 exons. The coding region runs from base 237 to 4337 and encodes 1366 amino acids. NCBI's taxonomy places the organism in Eukaryota, Metazoa, Arthropoda, Insecta, Diptera, Tephritidae.